Molecule: messenger RNA, 4555 nt
Organism: Oreochromis aureus
Lineage: Eukaryota; Metazoa; Chordata; Actinopteri; Cichliformes; Cichlidae
Gene: rab11fip1b
Product: RAB11 family interacting protein 1 (class I) b
Exons: 7
Biological process (GO): regulated exocytosis
Cellular component (GO): intracellular membrane-bounded organelle
Molecular function (GO): small GTPase binding
Source: RefSeq, a predicted model, not a curated record
GUUCCUGAAGUUCAGCGUUUUUAACGGCUCUGAGUCGUGUCAGCAUGUCCUUGACGGAUCAGCAGUGGUGUCCCACAAGCGUCCAGGUAACGGUACUCCAAGCCAGGAGCCUUAGGAUAAAGGGGAAAAGUGGCACCAACGAUGCCUACGCGGUCAUACAAGUGGGCAAAGAGAAGUACCAGACUUCAGUGGUGGAGAAAUGCGUUGCUCCGGUGUGGAAGGAGGAGGCCUCUUUCGACCUCCCGCAGCUGAACCAGGGAGGAGGAGGAGGCGGCACGCUGCACGUCCACGUCCUUCACCGGGCUCUGGUGGGCCCGGACAAACUGCUGGGGCAGGCGGUCAUUAAUCUGUCCCAGCUCAGUGAGGACAAAACACGCAACAAGACCGAAUGGUUUAAACUUCUUGAUAAGACUGGUAAGCCAGACAAAGACAGAGGAGAGGUGCUUCUGGAUAUCCAGUUCAUGAGAAACAACAUGACUGCCAGCAUGUUCGACCUAUCUGCUGCUGGCAAAUCUCGGUCUCGUCUGGGCAAGUUCAAGGACAAAGUUCGUGGCAAGAAAAAGGAGUCAGAUUCUGUGACCAGCGUGGCGCCGUCCUUCAGUCAGGUCCUGACGGACAGCGAGGAGGAGGGCAACGGGGAUAGUGAAGCGGCGGCAGGCAAGGAUGGAAAACAUAAGAAACACAAGAUUAAGUCUUUGUUUUCUCCAAAGUCCAACUUGCAGAAGAGUAUGUCUCAGUCCAUGUCUGUUCUGCCUGGGAAGAACUCCACGCUCACUGGCAGCCAAUCAUCUGGUCUGAAUGUCGAUUCCUCAGAGGGUAAAAAGAAGUUCAAGUUCAUGAUACACAAACGCUCAGGCAGCUCAGGUGGCAAGGAUUCAUCAUCUGGUCGUGAAAAACAGGUUUCUGUAGAACAGAGUAAUUUAUGCAUCAAUGGCAGUCACAUAUACUGUGAGGAGCCGCCACCUCGGACUUCUCGCAUCAGCUCAAACUUCAGUCUGGCCAGUUCAGGUCAUGGAUCAAUGGAGGAUGUCCCUGAAAACUCUCCACCACCUGAGCAACAAAAGGCCGCGAGGAAGUGUUCACCUUGGGAAGAGGAUGAAGAGGAGGAGGAGGAGGAGGAGGAGGAGGAAGACACUCCUGAAGUUGAAAACGUUAAAGCGAAUGUGAGUGAAUCAAAAAGGACUAUAAUAGAGGAGGAGAGGAAAGAAGAGAAGGUUAAGAGGCAACAAGAGAGGCUUGAAAGUUUAGCUGAGGACAGAGAAAAACAAGAGGAAGAGGAGACAAGGAGUAAAGAAGAGGAAAAGAAUAGAAGAGAGGAAGAAAAGAGAAGACAAGAGCAAGAGGAAAGGGUUAGGAUGGAAGAAGAGCGUGAAAGAUUGGCAGAGGAAAAGAGACUACAAGACCUAGAGAGAAGGAAAAUGGAGGAGGAAGAGAAAAAGAAAAGAGACGAAGAGGAAAGGAUUAGAAUUGAGCAAGAGAAAAAGAGGUUAGAAGAAGUGGAGAGGGUUAAGAUGGAAGCGAGAAGGCAAGAAGAGCAAAAACUGGCAGAGGAAAAGAGACUUGAGGAAGAGAAGAGGGCACAGGAAGAGAGGAGAAGGCAAGAAGAAGAGGCAAAAAUAGCUGAGGAGAAGAGACUGAAGGAAGUAGAGAGAAGGAAACUUGAGCAAAGAGGAAGAGAAAAAGUAAAGAGCAAGAGAAGAAGAGACUGAAGAGGAAAGAAUUGGAGGAGAAUUGAGCAAGAAGAAAAAACUGAAGAAAAGAGACUAGAAGAGGAGGAGAGAAGGCUAAGAUGGAGGAAAAGAGAGAGGCAAGAAGAGAAAAGAAGAAGAGACUAGAAGAGGAAGAGAGGGUUAAGAGGAGAAAAGAGAAGGCAAGAAGAAGAGGCAAAAAUAGCUGAGGAAGAAGAGAGGAUUAGAAAGGAAAACGAGGAGAAGGAGGAAGAGAGGAGACGAAGAGAGGAGGAGGAGGAGCUGCUGAGAAAACUAGAAGAAGAGCGUGAGAAAAAGAGGAUACAGUUGGAGCAGGAAAGGAAGCAGAGGGAGGAAGAAGAGAGGGUUAGGAAACAGGAAGAGAAGAAAAGGAAAGAAGAGGAGGAACAGGCUAAGAGAGAAAGGAAAGAACAUGAGAGAUUAGAGGAGGAGAGGAAACUUCGGGAAGAAAGGAAGCGGAUUGAGGCAGAGGAGAAAAUUAGACGGCAAGAAAGGAUCAGGAUGGAAGAAGAGGAAAAAAGACUAAAAGAACAAGAAAAUCAAAGAGCUGAAGAGGAAAGACUUAGGAAAGAGGAGGAGAAGAGACAGGAGGAUGAGGAGAGGGCCAGGAAGCAAAGGGAAGAAUAUGAAAGACUGUUAGAGGAAAAAAUGCAACAAGAAGAACAAAGAAGACUUGAGGAAGAGGAAAGAAUUAGAAGGGAAGAAGAGAAAAGGGUUAGGAUGGAGGAAGAGAUGAAGAGGAGAAAAGAGGUAGAAGAAGAGAGGGCUAGAAAGGAAAAGGAAGAAAUGGAGAGGCUGGAGGAAGAGAGAAGACUGCAGGAACAAGAAAAGAGGAGGAUUGAGGAAGAGGAGAGGAUUAGGAGAGAGAAGAAAGAAGAGGAGACAAGGAAGCUGGAGAAGUUGAGCAAUGCAGAAGAGCAAGAGAAAAGGGAAAACACAACAAAAGAUGAAGUUAGGGCUGCAGGGAAGAAACCCAAAGAGAGCAGUCCUGCAGUCACUUCCACUAAUCCUUUUGAUGAAACCUUCUCUUCCAACCCCUUUGAGGAGAUUCCCGAGUCCCCCGACAGCAGCACAGCCGAAGAGCCAACGGUUCAGCAACGGUGUCACUCUGCCGUGUCAUCGGUGAGAAGUGAGACCAGUUCCGUGGAUGAAAAGGACCUGAUUAGUACUCAACGAGAGAAGCGACCAGCUCCUCAGCCGCCAGUAAGGAGUCAAGCUGGGAAGCAGCCUCACAGGGAGCAGGAUGUGCCGGCACGACAUCUGGCACAAAUUAACAAGCAAAGCAAAGACAAAGAUGUCAAAACUGUCAGUGUUUCCCCACAGCGCUCGGUGCAAAUGAUCGCUCCGCUGUGUAGGUCUCCCACAGAUUCACAGAACUCCCAGAGCCUGAUGCAAAGCAAUAACGCUAAUGGAACAACAAAUGCAGCCAAACACAGCAAACGUCCUGCGCCGUCCGUACCUCCUCCUGUGGGAGAAAAGCAGUCAUCGGAACCAAAAACGAGCUCUAAUCUAGGUGGUGCAGAGACCAAACAAGUUAAAGUUGUUUGUGGCUUAAAUCCUUUUGAGGAUGAUGAAGAUGAAAGUGAGCUCACAGCUCAAGAUGACAGAGACACAGCAGUCUCUAGUAAUACUGGUUCAAUACACUGGCCUCCAGCUGUGUCACAAACUGCAGAUAAAGAUGCUGCCUCUCAACCGAAAAUCAAAUCCUCAAAGACGGCCCACGCUCCCCUACCUCCUGCAAAGAAUGACAUCAGCUCGAACACUUUAACGGACCCCGGCACGGAAAGAAGCCAUGCUACAGGUGAUCGAAGUGCAGCUGCACCCGAUAACGGUGCACUCCAAGCAUGCGACCCAUAUUAUGAGUCCACAAGUCCUGGGCAUGUCCCAGUGAGUCCACUCCAAGAGUCCCAGUCCCUUAAAGUCCAGAAUAUAGUGGAGGCAGGUAUGAAGAAAGACGGGGCCCCUACACCUUCACGCAGACUUCAGCCGGUAAGACCUCUUAAUCCUCUCGAGCAGCAGGGCGCCUCAGUUGUUCAAGGGGAAAAUGAAAACAAAUCCCCAGGAAUCCCCAGUGGACUUCAGGACAAAACAACGGUGGAUGACAGUGGGAUGAAAGGGCCUUACUCCCAGCUGACCCGGCAGGAACUGAUCUCUCUGAUCCUGAAACAGGAGAACCAGCUCUCGGAGAGAGAUGAUAAGAUAUCGGAGCUGGAGCAGUACAUUGAUAAUUUACUUGUGCGAGUCAUAGAAGAGAAGCCAAGUAUCCUCAUGUCCUUGACUGCUAUGAAGAAAGCUGCUUAGGUAGCUUUGCAGGCGUCACUGUAUUCUUGCCGCACUUAAUCAGACCUGUUUAUUCACAGCUCGUCCACAUUAGAAAUAUCACUUUAAAGAUGUAUUGGUUACGUUAAUGCAACUGGAAUAUUUUUGCUGUAAAGUAUGGAGGAACACUUUAGAUUUCAAAUAUGUCAUCACCCAAUAAAAUUAACCAUUUGAGGGAAAGAAAAUCUUUGGAAAGACGCUGUAGUUUUUAGAUAAUCGAUAAAUUUAGACAUUUGUUUCAUGUGAGAGUUUAAAGGAAAUCUUGUAUAUAUUUGGUCAUGCCUUUCAUCUUUCUUCUGGAAAUAACUUUGAUAAAAAUCCUGCCAGCGUAGCAGACUUGUUGCAUUUCAUGGCGAAACUCCAGUUGAUUUCUCUCUGUAGAGCUUAAUGUCAAAGUUUACUGCUAAUCCCCAUGUGCACUUUAAGUAGCUCACACUAUUAACUGUUAAGACACUGAACACUGUACUGAGUAUUUUUACUGCUUAAAUAAAUUUGAAAAAUAAAAUAAAACCAUGAAUUAAUACAAA